Molecule: messenger RNA, 1087 nt
Organism: Setaria italica (foxtail millet)
Lineage: Eukaryota; Viridiplantae; Streptophyta; Magnoliopsida; Poales; Poaceae
Product: classical arabinogalactan protein 26-like
Exons: 1
Coding region: 212-682 (156 amino acids)
Source: RefSeq, a predicted model, not a curated record
UUCCCCACCCCGACCAAACCCCAAAAACCAACGCAACAAGACCACCACUCACCUCCCCACUAUCUCUCACUCACCCACUGCCCGCUGCGCUACACGAGCUCUGCAACUGCAAGGCCGCCGCCGCAGGGCACACACAUCGCCAAGCAAUCCUCCGACCUCUCGCCUCGCCGCGCACCAGCACACGCGGUCCCGCACACCAAUACAACGACCAAUGGCGAGGACGCGCGCGCUCGGCGGCCGGCUCCUCCUCCUCGCCGUCCUCGCCGCCGUGCUGGCGCUCCACCACGCGCCGCCGUCGUGCGCCGCGUGGUCCGAGCUCCCGGCGUUGUCUAUCUCCGCGGCGCCCGAGUACCCGCCGCUCCCGCGCCUCCCCAGGCAGCACGGCCACCACCCCCACUCCGCCCUCCCGCCGGCGGCGCUGGCGCUGUCGCCGGACAUCAUGCCCGUGCUCCCCUCCCCCGCCGAGGACGGCGCCGCCGCGCCGCCGUCCGACGCCGAGCCCACCAUCCCGUCCAGCCCGAGCCCGCCCAACCCCGACGCGCUCGAGCCCAACUCCGCCUUCGCGCCGUCCGGCUACGCGCCCGCCGUCGCCGCGCAGUCUCCCGCGCCGCCGCCGGCCCGGGCGGCGACCGUGGCGUGGGCGCUCCCUGUCGUCGCGCUGCUGGCCAUGUGGUCGGUGUAGUGGAGUGGGCGAGCCAUGCCGCCAUGGUCCUCACCUCGGCUCCUCGUAGACGGGACAACUGGGGCAGAGCACGCAUGUCUGUCUCGUCAGCCUUCAGGCGUGCAAGGAAAGUUGGCCGUUGGUUGGUCGGGUUGGCUCUGCACCUUGCAUUGCACUACUCAUUGUCCUUGUGAAGAACUGUUACUCCGUUUCUUCAGCUUUUAGUUCUCUCCUGUAAAUUUUAGUUUUUUUUUAUUUUGAUUCAUAUUUUUGGGAGGAGGGGUUACAUUAUGUUAUAGCCUUUGUUUUGUUUUGUGGCCUUUGUUAAGUUGAGAUUAUUUGGGUGGCUCUUGUAAUAAAUUUGGAGGGAUUAUUAGUUAAUUGCUACCUUAUGUGAGGUUCAAUUGGAUCCUUUCUUGCUUGAUC